CUGACAUCCCACCAUCCCGCGUCCACUGGCGCCCGGCGCCUGCUUGUAGUGUAAAGGACACUCACUACAAGCAGUCCGCAAAGGUCGGCAACACUGUCAUACUUAUUAUUACCCGCUGUCUCAAAAUCGGGCCUGCAGAUCCAGAGUACAUGCCACGACCCGUCCCAUGCAUGAGUCUGACUUUGGGGGCAUGUUGGGCCGCCAGGUGCCCCCCAUCCCCGGAUCUAUGGCCUCGUUGCACAGAGCGGUUUCCCUCGUGGUAAUCUCGUGCCAUGCUUGCUAUAGUACAUACCUCUCUUUGAUGAUUCUUGACGUGGCGCCAGUGCCAGUCACGACACGACCGCGCACCGGCCAAUCGAUUCCCGGCAGAAUGCCUGUCUUUUUCUUAAAAGUGGAAACUGUGGGCUCUCACACCGCGGGGCAUCGCGAUUGCACCAGAUGGACCCUCUUCCCUUCGCGCCUAUUUUUCAACAAACGUCCUAUUGCCGGGGACACCCCAUCCACGUCCCACCGACACAUCGUGCUCUCAAAUUUUCAAAACAACCACUCUCCUGUUGCCCGUUCGGUGACCUUGCAAGCAUCUCCCUCCUGGGCUCACCGUAUUAAAUCUCGUUUGAUCCGGUACAUGUCCUCUCGCGCCUAGAGGCUUGCAUAUACCUCUGGUGCCCGCAUAUCAAGUCAAGUUGUGCAGCUUGCAAAACUUUCUUUCCCUUUAGUGCAUACACCAUCUACCAGUCGUAAAGCGUCUGCAGCAUUGCUUCUUUUGCCAUAUACCCAAAGAUCAGAUCAGGCUCGCCUUCUGAUCCCCCUCGCCUGCGUGCCACGACAGCACACCCUCGUGACAGCACACCACCCAAUCGCCUCAUCCGUCACCUAAGCUGCUGCCCCACAAGACGCAAGAACCCCUUCGGGCACUGACUGUGCUGCCCUGACCUGCAUCUGCAUCUGCAUCUGCACCUACCUAUCUGCAAGACCCGGAGGAUCAAUUUCGUUGCGUCACCUUUAUGGCGAACGACAUUAAAACCCAGGACCUGUCUUCUCUUGACACCUCCUCCGACCACCAGGCCCCCCAGCCCGCGGUCCAACCAGUAUGAGUUUCCCAAAUAACAACAUCAUAUACAGUCCCGCCCGGACAAACGUCGACUACUCCCAGAUCCAGUUCGCGGAUUAUUCAAGUCACGAAGUGCAGGUAGCUGACUACUCCAAGGUUGAGUACCUUCAACUCUCUGACUCCGAUGAGGAGCAGAGUGACGAGGCCAACAAUGCCAAUGGCCAGAAUGGACACACUGCUGAGGCCGGUGAUGUAAACGGCGGAGACGAUCUCGCCUCUCCCACAUCACCUGCCGAGGGCACGACGCCCAUCAGCAGCAAGACGGCCAAGAACAAGGCCAAGAAGGCAAAGCAGAAGGCCAAGGAGAAGGCGAAGAAGGCUGCUGCUCUUUCCGGGGAGUCGACGCCAGUGGACCCCCCAAUGACGCCCGUAUCGCCCACGUCACCCUUUGGCCAGCUCGGUGAGGGCGACCAGGCUGCCACCCCCAAGAGCAAGAGCAAGAAGAAGAAGAAGAAGUCCAAGUCCAAGAACAGCUUGAACUCGGCCCCUACUUCGCCACCGCCAGAGCUCGCCUCGCAAGAGGAGAGCGGCGUCCAGCAGCCUCAGCCCAGCGCUGAGGAGCCGCAAAUCAGCACCCAGGAGAAGGAGCCCGUCUCGGAGCCAGCCCAGGAGCCCAUACCUGCUCCUGAGUCUGUCCCAGAGCCUGCUCAGGAGCCCACUCCCGCGCCUGAGUCCGUCCCAGAACCAGCUCAGGAACCCGUUUCGGAGCCAGCUCAGGAGCCCACACCUGCCCCAGAGCCCGUCCCAGAGCCAGCCCAGGAGCCCACAUCUGCUCCUGAGUCUGUCCCAGAGCCAGCUCAGGAACCCGUUUCGGAGCCUGCUCAGGAGCCCACACCCGCACCUGAGCCGGUCUCUGCUCCCGAGCCGGUCAAUGGCACCGCCGAGGAAGCUCCCGCCGUCCCCGUCGAGGCUGCCAAGGCCGUGGAGCCAGAAACUGCUGCGCAGGACGACUCAAAAUCGGCGGAGGCGUCUGCUGAGCCCGUUGCGGAGACCCCCGCCCCCAGCGCCCCUGAAGCGGCUCCCGAAGCAGUUGAGACCAACGGGGAUGUCUCUGCCCCGGUAGAAAGCAGCAAUGAUAUCGCCGCCCCCGCCCCCGCCGCCGAAGAGAAGCAAGAGGCAGCGCCAGAGCCGGAGCCACAGCCGGCCGCCGCCGAGCCUCUCGAGACGAAGGAGGAGGUGAAGGAGGUGAAGGAGGUGAAGGAGAGCACAGCUGAGACUUCUGAGACGAAGGAGGACGAGACGCCCGCCCCUGCACCUGUUUCUACAGAGACCAGCGAAGCCCCCAAGGAGGUUGAGUUGCCCAAGGAGGUUGAGUUGCCCAAGGAGGUUGAGUUGCCCAAGGAGGUUGAGUUGCCCAAGGAGGUUGAGUUGCCCAAGGAGGUUGACGCCCCUAAGGAGGUUGAGGCUGAGGUCGAGGCUCCCAAAGAGGUCGAGGCUCCCAAAGAGGUCGAGGCUCCCAAAGAGGUCGAGGCUUCCGAGACCAAAGACGACGCUAUUCCCACGAACGACACGCCUAGCCAGCCAAUCGAGGCGAGCCAAGACGUGGGCGCUCAAGACGAGGCUGUUCCUGCUGCUGUCGAAACAAUUGAGCCAGCCAAGGAAUCCGAAAUCGUUCAGGCCCAGGAGUCAAGUGGACCCUCCGCCGACGACACAGCGGACUCGCAACCGCUUUCGAAGGACACUGCAGCCACGGAAGAGGCACCUGCUCCGGCGGAGGACGAAAAGGUAGCCGACGUUGCCGCCUCGAAUCCUACAGAGACCGAAGAACCGUCCGUGUCCGAGCAGGAUGUCUCUAGUAAAGAGGUCGAGGAGGUUGUCGCCCCCACACCCGAGGUCACCGAGCAGCCCGCGCACACGGAAAGCGAGCAGGCGGCGCCAGUCAGCUCCGGAGAGCCCGAAUCUGUCGCGGCGGUGGAGACCCCAUCUGCAGCGCCAACUGAGCAGGCUCAACCAGUUGAUAGCAAGCCAGCUGCCGAAGCCACUCCUGUAGUGAUCGAGGACUCGUCGGAGUCUCCCGCCCCCAAGGAGGAGGUUGCAUCAACCGAGCCAGCACCCGUGCCCGAAUUGGCAGGCUUAGAGUCAAAAGAGUUCUCCCAAGACGAGGUUGCUGAGCCAGAGGCGCCGACAACCGACGAGAAGGAUGACAGCCCACCGGCGCAGGCCGAGGAGGCCUCGUCCCCGGCACCCGCAGAGCCUGAAGCUGCCGUUGAGGAGCCCAAGGAAGACAGCAGCGUGCCAGAACCCGUGGCAAUUCCCGAGAAGAUCGUCGAGAGCCAAGCAUCUGCCCCCGCGGAUGCUCAACAACAGAGCGUCGAGGAGCCAAGCGCGCCGGCAGAAAGCCUCCCCCAGGAGAGCCAAGUCACCGAGAGCGCCCCAGCAAGUGGCGACGCUCCUGUGGCCGCUGAAGUGACCAAGGAGAUCCUGCCAGAAACUACCGCCGCUGCCGUCGAGCCCGCUGCGGAAGUGCACGCUCCUGAGGAGCCCAGCGAGCCCGUAGCCUCUUCCGAGAGCGCACCUGUUGAGGACAAGCCGGUGGUCGAGGAGACGCCUGCGGCUGCAGAGGCUCCUGCCAUCGAGGCCGCGCCCGCGGCUGAGGAGAAGCCCGCGGCUGAGGAGAAGCCCGCGGCUGAGGAGAAGCCCGCGGCUGAGGAGAAGCCCGCGGUUGAAGCUGAAGAGGAAAAGCCUGCCGCGGAGGUGGUCGAGGAGCAGCCUGUCGCUCAGGCGAUCGAAGACAAGCCAACUGUCGAGGCGCAGCCUGCUGUCGAGGAGAAGCCCGCCGCCGAAGAGAAGCCCACGGCGGAGGACAUCCCCGUCGUCGAGGAAAAGGCUGUUGUCGAAGAUGCGCCUGUGGCCGAGAAGCCUGCCGCCGAGGCGGUCGAAGAUGCGCCCGUCGCCGAAGAGAAGCCUGCCGCUCAGGUGGUCGAUGACAAACCUGCUGUCGAAGAUGCACCUGUCGUCGAAGAGAAGCCUGCCGCUCAGGUGGUCGAUGACAAGCCUGCUGUCGAGGAAACGUCUGUUGAAGAUGCGCCCGUAGUCGAGGAGCAGCCUGCGGCCGACGAGAAGCCCGCGGCUGAAGAAACCCCCGUAAUUGAGGCUGCUGAGGAAAAGCCCGCCGUCGAGGAAGCGCCCCAAGUCGAAGAGACCCCUGCCAGCGAAUCAAAAGAGGCACAGCCAGCGCAACAAGCUACUGAAGACGAGCCCGCGCCCGUUGCAACAGAUGCAAGCGUGCCCGAGCCUGAAACUGAAACCGAAAAGGCAGCGGACUUGCCGGCUCAGAAUGAUGAGGCAGUCCCCGAAAAGGCCGCAGAGUCGAGACCGGUUGACAUCCAAGACGCCCCAGAGAAAGCUGCCGAGGCGCCUGUGCCUGAAAGUGCUGAAACUGAGGUUUCGCAAGACUCAACCAAGGAGGUGCUACCCGAGAGCACAUCCGAGGACAGCCCCGUGGUAGAGAGCUCUACAGCAGCCACCGAGACACCUCAACAGCCUCAGGUGUCUGAAGCUCCAGUCGAUGUCAAGGAUGAGGCGAAGAUCGAGCCUGAACCUCAGAAGACUGUUGUCGAAGAGGAGCCCAAGGAGGAGCCCAAUAUUGAGCCUGCGCCUGUGGACGACAAGCUCGAAGUGGCUGAAAAUGAGCCAACAAAGAUCGAGGACAACACAUCUACGCCAGAGCAGGCUGAUGCCGAGGUCCCCGCUGUGGCAUCUGAGCCCCAGCCUAGCCAGGAAGAAGCGGCCGCUGCAGAGCCAGAAGUCGAGAAGCCGGUAGAGACACAGGCGCCGGUCGUGGCUUCGGAGGACGGAGCGGACAAAGGUGAGGUCCCCCCGACUGUGAUUGACGAUGUCCAUGAUGUGAAGAGCCAUGUUGCUUCAAAUCUUGACGACGAACACCUGCCUGCCGUGGAGGAAAUCAAAAACCGCGAUGUUCCAGCUGGGACCAUCGAUAUUCAGUCCCAGGCCGACGAGACCGAUGCUGGACUUGACGCGGAGAAUGUUCCAGUUACGACUGCGGACGACACAUCAAAUGAUAAUGACUUAAUGACGUCAAAAGACACUACAAACGCGAUACCCAUUCAGACGAGCGACGAAACUCAUGCCGUCGAGGCUUCAGUUCCCGACGAGGAACAACCAGUAACGUCAGAAGCCGGUGGACAUGCUCUUGACACCGCACAAGAGAUAGUCGAAGAGGAGGCUCCGAAGGACGCCGCUCCUGUCUCUGCAGACUCCAGCGACCUCCCAGCUAUUGCAGCUGGUGCCGCCGCAGCUGGAUCACUUUUGGUUGCCGCGUCGGUGGUGGAAGCCAGCAAUCCCAGCCAGAAUGACAUCCAGAGCUCCCAGGACAAGGUUGUCCGGGACAUUUCUGAGGGUAUCCCCAGCGAGCCUUCAGCCCAUGAUCUUCCCCCACGUUCUUCCUCCCCUGCCCCCGAUGCUGCUACGACUGUUGAAUCCUCCAAGUCUCCAUCUGCCGGAUCACAGUACGGCAUUGUCACAUCAGAUCAACAAGAACCGCAAGCCGUUCAAAGCAAUGAAUUGCGCGAGCGUUCUACUGCCAGCGGUGCCGAGUCUUCAGCCAAGUCUUCUAAGCAGGACGUCGUGGUAAAGGACGAGGUUGUGGCCAAGCCAAACGCGGCUUCUACAACACCAGGUAUCCUUGAGUCGCCUGAUGAGCCAGAGCCCGUGAGUGCAGACGACAAUGACCCGGUCGUGGUGCAGGAGGGCGUACUUUUGGGGUCGGGGGCAGGGGAUGAAGAUCGUGAAGAUCGUGAUAGUGAAGCCGUCAUGGGAGAUGCUGACGAAAAGGAGACCGCCAUUCAAUCUGGGCAAGAGGAUGUUGCCGAGCCGGUGACCGAGGACUUAGAUGGGUCCUGCGAGCCGCUGAGUUCAGUGAUCGUCCCAGAACCACUCGAAGAGAGCCAAAACACCCUCUCGAGUGAAAUGCAAUUAGAACCGAGCACCGAAACCGAGCAAGCAGCACAAGGACAUGAUCCUUCUGAGCUCGAGGAAGCACUGGAACAACACACCGAACCAGAAACACCACCACAAGCUGAAGAUGCCACGCUUGAAGAGCCCUCCACAGAUCAAGUCGAGCAGAGUCCGACAGAUGAGACAUCGCUUCCACAACCGGUUCCCGAGAACAUUGGUCCAGACGAAAUGGCGCAAGACCUUUCAUUGACCCCUGACGCUGUCGACGACUCUGAGACUGCGAUCAGUGGUGAAGCACCGCCUAACUUGACUGAGAGCCAUGUCACUGACUCCCUCGUCCCAAUAACCCCUGUCGGACAAUUCGGGGAGGAAUCUCAGCAGGUCGACGAGCCCGCCACCGAAAUCUCGAAUGUGGAACAGCCCAGCGUUGAAAAAGCCAACACUGAAGACGAACAGCCCGCCGUACGAGAGCCCAUUGUCCAAGAGCCCAUUGUCGAAGAGCCUAGUGCCCAGGAAAUGAGCGCUGGGCAGCUCAGUGUCAAAGAACCCAGCAUGGAAGAAUCACCAGCUGAGGAGCCUAGUGCUCACGAGCCCAUCGCUGAGCAUCUCGGCGUUGAAGAUUCCAGCAUUGAACAGCCCGCCGUUGCAGAGCCGAGCACGGAAGAACCCAGCGUUGGACUGGGUAUCGAACCCGGCGUUGAGCAGCCUAGUAUUCAAGAAACCGACGUGGAGCAGCAAGAGGCUCUUGACCAGACACUUCCUUCUGCCAUAGUCAACGAGCCUAGUACAGCACGCUCUAUAGACUCUCCAUCAUCGGAAAACGUCUCGACUAGACAGCAAGAGCAGCUAGACGAUAGUAUGAAGGAGGAUCUGCCACAAGAAUCAGAACCAGGCCCAAUAGAUGGCGCAUCGCCCAUCGAGAAGUCAGUGUUGGACAGCUCCCGCAGCUCAGAAGAACUCAAAGAAGGGGAUGGUGGACCCAGCCCCGAGCAAAUGGACAGCCCUGAACACUUGCAAGCUAUAGAUCAUGCGACUCCAGAGCAGGCAAAUGACUCAGAAAUUUCACCGAGUGGGAUCGAUCUCCAACAAGACGGGCAAGAGGACAUGGUAACUCAGACGGAGCCACCUGACCCGAGCCCCGUCGUGGAGGCUGCUCAGUCUUCCAGCGAUUCUGCCAAUCUUUCACCUGAUCUACCACUCGCUCAAAUCGAAGAGCAACCAGCUGGCCAAUCGUCUGCAGACUCAAACUCGGAUCCAAGCAACGACGCUGAACCUACCAUAGACUCGCCUGUUGCUGGGUCUGGGGAAGCUGGCGAUACGCAGGAUGGUUCCCGCCAAUCUGAGGGCGCCCAAGCCGUUGACGAGACGUCCGUAAGCCAGAAGAUAGACACUCCGGACGAUGUGGGCCCUUCAUCGCUCGACUCUUCGAUGGUUGAGGAAUGGUCACAAAUUGAGCAAGACGUACCCGGACCCUCACUUGAGUCCUCGGACGUCUUGCCUGCAGAUGAGCAGCCCUCCACCAUAGCAGAUUCAUUGGACGGCGGAGACACUCCAGUUCAGGCUAAUUUCGACGAAGUGGGUCAAAGAGUUGAUGACGAUGCCAACGAUGUCGUCGUUGUUCCACCCCAAGCCAGCGAGGAGGAUUCCCCUGAAGGCACCCUACCACAUGCGCCGUCUGAUGGUGACUCUUCAGAGCCACAACCGGAGGCUGUCGUCACUGAUGAGGUCGUUCCGGAUCAAAUCGUGGCGGAUGCCCAAGUCGCAGCAAGUGCGGAGGAAACAAACCACACAGACCUCUCUGCUAGAGCUGUCGAGGACCAGGCUUUGAUAACCGAUCAAGAUCAAGACCAGGCUGAAGGGACAGAAGAUAACCAGGAUGCCACAAGCGACACGGAUCGGGCUCUACACGAGACUGAUGAUUCGGGCAACGAAAAUCCCCCUAAGAAUGACAUUGAAACAUCGUCGAUACCCGAAGACAAGCAUGUGGAUCCCAGUGAACAGCAAGGCCAAGACAUCUCUGCACAGAGCGAUGAGGACACCAAACCGGACAUUUCUUCCGAAGCGGCAGUGGAUCAGCCAGAGGGUGAUUCCGAGGCCGUGACCGAACAAGAUGUGCCCAGCUCAAGCAAUAGCCUAAGCUCUGGACAGACCACACCCAGACUUCCACUUUCAAACGGCGCCGAGGCAAGCUCUCCUGCUGUGGAAGGGCAAGAGGUGCUCGAGGCACCAGCAAUCCAGGCCGAAGAUCACACUGAGCUUGCGACUAUGCCAGACUCUGUCGUCGAGCAACAUGAACCUCAGCAAGACGGUACCGAAACUGCCGGGGAAGAGGCCGCUGAGCCUACAAGUGGUGCUCCCGAUGAUCAGCCAUCUCAAGAUGAAGUUGAUCCGGGUGACACUGUCGCCGCAGAGCCCGCUGCCGCAGAGCCUGCUGCCGAUAAGCCCGCUGCCGAUGAGCCCAUCACUGAUGAGCCUGUUACCAAAGAGCUUAUCACUGAAGAGCCUGUCGCUGAUGAGCCUGUUACCGAAAAGCUUACCACUGAAGAGCUGGUCGCUACAGAGCCUAUUGCUACAGAGCCUGCGGUAGAGGAGCAUAUCAUAGAAGAGCCUGCCGCUGAAGAGGCUAUCGCUAAUCAGCCUGCCGUUACCGAGCCUGAAGAGCCCGGUUCUACAGAGCCCCUUGCUGAGGAAACCGUUGCUGAAGAGCCUGCGGCGGAGGAGCCUGUCCCAGAAGAGUCUGCUGUAGAAGAGUCUCCCGCCGAAGAGGCUCCCGCCGAAGAGGCUCCCGCCGAAGAGGCUAUCGCUGAAGAGCCUGCCGUUACCGAGCCUGUCGCUGAAGGGCCCGAUUCUACAGAUCCUCUUGCUGAAGAGCCUGUCGCUGAACAGGUAGAUUCAGCUUCUGAAGUGCCUCUGUCUGAAACCGCCCCCAAGGUAGUCGAUCUGCAAGAUCAAGUGCCACAAGAGUCGAGCAUAGAACCUGUUGUCACAGAAUCGCUUCCAGAUGGGCCCUCCGAGGAGGCAUUGGUGGAUGGCGAACAACUCGAAACUGCUGAGAUCGCCGCUGCCUCCACUGCCGCCGCUGUCGCCGCAGUUGCCGCUGGAGUCGUUGCUCAUGAACUCAUGUCUGACAAAGACGACAUCGAAGACGACCCAGUAGUUGUAUCUGCGUCCACAGACGAUUUGCAACGGCCGAAAACAGCUGACAAAGCUACUGGUACAUUGGAAGAAUCAGCAGCUGGUCAGGAUGAUUUCGAGGUGCGCUCAAUCUCAUCAGCACCUGACAGCCCGGAGGAGGUUUCGUCACAGCAGCCUUUGGCCGAAUCAUUCACCAUGGUCGACCCGCCAUCAGGCAGUGACCAGAUGCAGGCUACUCUAGACUUGGGCGAGAAACCCGUGCUCCUGAAGCGCGUUGAUUCCUCGACCCAGACCGAUGAACUCUGGCGGCCAAGAACUCCUCUUCCCAGGGUCAGCACUCCCGGCAUAGUCUUGCCAGACCCUAAUGACGAGGAAGCCUCGAAGAGGAGUCGAGCAAGAAGCGCCAGGAGAAUGAGCAGGCAGAGUAUUCAGCAGGCGGAAGAGGUCGUCGCCGCUGCAGUCAUUAUUCGUGCCGCGGCAGACACACUCGGGGAAACCAGCGAUCGGAUGGCAGUUCACGUCAAGGAUUUGAAGCAACAUGGAGAGACAACCGCUCCUUCGAAAUUGCAGGUUGACGGGAGGGGCAAGGAGUCUCCAAAGGUUGAUGACAAGCUUCCUAAAUCCCCACGUUCGAGAGAACACAGGGCCAGUCACUCGUCGCGGUCCAGCCGCCCAAGCACGCGUGAAGAUGGUACCACGAGAUCCUCGCACCAUCGCCACUCUACUCACAAGCAUCGGGCGGACGGCGACCGGGAGUCUGAUCAGGUGCCGCGCACGCCGCCCAGGCACCACGAUACCGGUGACAGCGCACAUGGCAGUCACAGCUCUCGCUCCCGGCGCGAACGCACACCUCAAGAGCAAGCCGAGCACGACAGGCGAAAGGAGGAGCGCCGGCUCGCACGAGAGAAGGAGAGGGCGAAGGCUGACUCGCCAGCCGCCGAGUCCAAGGGCAAGGAGAAGGAGGUCGAAGCACCGCCGUCAGCCGCUCGCUCUCACCGGAGCUCUCGACGCCACAGCUCCACCCGCCACAGCAUGGCAUCGCCCUCCAACACCGCCCGGACUGAGGCGUCUACCGCUGCGCCGAGCAAGAAGUUCUUCGACAUGAAGAACGGCCGGAGCGAGAUGGGUUCCAGCUUCGGUGGCCCCCUCACGGCAGACACCGCUUCCACCUCUACGAAGGACAAGGACACCAUCUCGUCCUCCCGUCGCUCCAAGGAUGUCACCCGCCCGCCACCGGUCGAGCUCAAGCGCUCCAGCACCACGCGCUCCAGCAAGGCCGUCCGGCGCUCGCUCGACCAGUCCAACGCGAAGUUGCAGAAGGCCCGUGAACAGGAGUCUACGAAGGCUGCUAAGGAGAGCCAGCCACGCCGCGAUGAGAGCAGCUCUCCUGCCCCCGUGGAGGGAAAGAAGUCGAAGGACGAUGACAAGCACCGCAAAUCGAGGCUGGAGAAGCGCGAGAAGGAGGACAAGGACGAGAAGAAGAAGAGCUCUGGCGGUCUGAAGGGCAUGUUCAAGAGGCUGUUCUCGAACUAGAUGGGUGAUCAGCUUCUUCUAAUGGGGGAAUCUAGGUGGUUUCAAGUGGUUUUCGGAGGAUUCAGAUGUGUUCGUUCGUUUCUCAGCAUGUCUUCUAAUUGUUGGUCUCCCAUGAGGGUGGGCUAUCUCGACUGGAUGAUAAGAAGAUUUUGGUGGACUAUGUACGAUUUUGAUGAAAUGAUGACUGCCCUCAGGUAUUUGGACAGAUUGAAAAAAGGGGGGCUGCAAAAGCUGACUUUUCGGAGUCUAGAAGGAAAUGAAGUGGCGUCAAGCUACUUGGGACUGUACUGAAUUUCACAUCUCACUUCAAUUCUCACUGCGCGUUGCACCUACUUAAGUACUCGUGGGCUGUCUUCAGACAGACAUUUUGAUUAUAUAUGUAAACACAGCCUUUGCUUAAG
Molecule: messenger RNA, 11097 nt
Organism: Diaporthe batatas
Lineage: Eukaryota; Fungi; Ascomycota; Sordariomycetes; Diaporthales; Diaporthaceae
Exons: 8
Coding region: 1091-10696 (3201 amino acids)
Source: RefSeq, a predicted model, not a curated record